UUACCUACCAUUCAUAAAUUAACCUUGUAUUUGUGAUUUUGUGAAUUUGACUUGAAAAAGAGUUUCCGUGUUUGAUUCCAAAUACCAUUAUUUUUAUGUCAGUAAUUUAUAAUUUUGGAUUAUAUAUAAUAACUAUUUAAUAUGAUUUGAUUUUCAGACUUUGAUAUUUUAAAACGGACACCUCAGUGAUUGUGAAAUUUCGGAAAUAAAUAGUAGAUAAAAAGUGGAACAUUCUGAUUAUGAUUUGCAAUUUAAUUGCCCUUCUGUAAUUAUAGACAGUGUUAGUUAUUGCUUUUUACAUAUAUUAUAAAUUGUAACUGAUCUGUGCCAUCAAAAUGUGCGGAGGAUUCACUUGUUCUAAAAAUGCUCUAAUUGCAUUAAAUGUACUUUAUGUGGUGGUGGCAUCUAUCCUGAUCUCAGUAGCAGUUUAUGGACAGGCAUCAUCAGUGGUUGGUAAUCUCCCCAUUGUGGGUGGAAUACUUGCCUGUGGAGUUUUUCUUAUAUUAAUAUCCUUAUUAGGAUUAGCUGGGGCUGUGAAACAUCAUCAGGUUAUGUUAUUCUUUUAUAUGGUGAUUUUAUUUCUUCUGUUCCUCGUCCAGUUUUCAGUUGCAUGUGCUUGUCUUGCCGUUAACUCUGACCAACAGGAAACACUUGCACAGCAGGGUUGGAAAAAAGUGAACAUGGAUGUGAAGGAACAGGUUCAGGAAAGAUUCCAGUGUUGCGGAUUCCAAAGUAGAAUAGUCCCAGUAAAUGCUACUGCUGACUACCCAUCAUGUGAUCUUGUUGAUAAAAUUUGUUGCAAUAAUAUGAACAAUUUACCUAACUGCCAAUGUGAGCCAUGUAUGGAAAAGCUGAAAGAAACUAUUGACUAUGCAUUCAAACUCUGUGGUGGGAUUGGAUUGUUUUUCAGUUUCACUGAGUUUCUGGGUGUAUGGUUGACAGUAAGAUAUCGUAAUCAAAAGGAUCCGCGAGCUAACCCCAGUGCAUUUCUGUGAAUUAUCUGAUGAUUGGGACUUACAGCAUUUUAUCACUUGAGUUAUUCGCCGUUUGGCUUGCCCGGCGCUACCGCAACCAGCCGGAUCCCAACUACAAGGAGCCACAUGCAAUUUUCCCAAGGAAAAAUUAUCUUUACUAAAUUUCAUUCCCAAUAUAUCAAUUAGUUAUUUACGUGUGACGAUUCCCAUGUGAUUCUUUUGAUUGGCGUAUUAAAUGAUGUAGACAUCCAUUUAAUUUUUUCUAUGUACUUCGAAAAAAGUAAUUACUUCAAUUAUACUGUAAUGUUUAAUAGUAUUAAAGUCAAAACUAAUAAUUACGAGGGAAAAUAUAGUUGAAAAAUAAAUUUGUUUUAACAAUAAUGAAAGGAAUUCAUUUUGCAUACAUAAUGUAUGUAAAAUCAUAUAAUAACGAUUAUGGUGAAAUCUUUAAACUGUCAUUUAGUAGUUAAAAUUUUUAUUGUCAAAACAAUUAUAAAAAUUAAUCAGUAUACAAUGUAAUGUUUUUUCGCAUUUACUACAGUCUUAUACGUCAUCGUGAACAAAUUAUAGAUUACAUUACUCCAAUACAGGCCGAGUUUAGAAGUGUGUGCCUUUAUCACAAAUCUAUCCUUUUGUCGCUAUUGUGAAAAAGGAACGAACCCAUCUGUUCAGAGCGGAUUUUAUAGACCAGUUCAAUUUGCUAAGAUUUGAUUUUCAAUCUAUAAUAAUUUAUAUUGUAUUCUAUUAGUCGAGGAAUUUUGUUAUGAGUAAAUGUUUGCUCAAUUUUCUUACUAAUAUAUGAAAUUGUAAAGAAUGGUGGCAUAAAUAAUGUAAAUAGUAUAAGUAUCUAUAUAAUUAUUUGUGGACGUAAAUGAUUUUUAUGAUUUAGUUUAAUAUUAGACCAAGUGACGAUAAAUUUAUUGCUUUAAUCCGUUUCUACCUUAUUUAAUAUUACGUCAAUCAUGUUUUAGGUAAGUAGAAAAUAUUUUGUGUCCCAGAUGUGUUAUAUUAAGUAUAACAAUUGUCAAUAAAAACAGGGAAUCCAUUUAAAUCGUUUGCGAAAAAGUAAUAGAGGCUUGAUUUAACUUAAUUUUUAGUAAUUAAUUAGAUACAAUGAAUUAAUAAGUUCUGUACAAUUAUUAUAUGGUGAUUAUCUGAAAUAUUGUAUGUUGGGGUCUGAGCUCGUUGGAUGGCAUGUGAUUAUUUUCUUAACCUUUUACAAUGGAGCUAUUGCAGUUUCUUGCGAGUCGAAUGAAAAGUUGUACGUUUCAUCUACUAGUCAGUAGUUAUAUGGUAUAUUAAUAUAAUUAUAGCAUACUUUUCCUUUAAAUUUCUUUACUUAGGAUUAUGUCGUCGAUAUCUUCCAAAUGUGUAAUAAAAACCUACAGCUGUGAUGAAAUGUAUUAUUCGCUAACUUCUAAUUGCUUUGAAUGUUAUUGAAUUGGUGUAUAAUGCGGUGUAUUUUGAGUAAUUGCAUAUGAAAUAGAUCUAUUGAAGGUGAUAGGGUCACCUCAUUCCAUAAUUAACUUAAAUAUGCUCAGCAAAAUGUGGAAAUGUCGAAUGUCACGGCAACUGUUCGAACUAUUCCAUCUGGAAUUAGAUGCAGUUAUGAACACAUAUUUUUUAUUUAUUUAUAUUUAAAAAAUACGAAAUAAUCUUAUGAUUAAAAGAAAUAAAAUCUUGUUAUUUAACCGUUUAACAGUUGAUUUAAUGUGACUUAAUUUGUCCUGUGCUUAUGACAUGUCGGUAAUGUCAUCACAUUAAACUAUAUAGCUAAUCAAGGUAUGAAUUAAAAUUAUUCGAGCUGUUUAGUGCUCGAACUAUAAAAUUGUUUACUUACGAUUAAUGUAUUCUUGAAAGCUUCAGUCUUAGAUGAUUAUACAAUAUGAAACGUUACUAACUGAUGUUUCUUCCUAUCAAAAUAUAAAUAUAACACAUCAUCAGUUGAUAUCUACUUAAACAUUUUUGCUGAUAAUGUAAUAAACAGAUAUGUCUAUUGGUUUAUCUAUCUAUAUCAAUAGCACUUUUAUGGCAUUCUCUUUCUAUGAUCUCUACUUAUUAUCAUGUCGAAGAGUAAGAUUGUUAGUCGGUGUAAUGGAAAGAGAAUGGCGUGAUGGUUUCAUGCCAUUAAUUAUAUACUAAAUCAUGUUCGUGCACAUUUUAAUGCAGCAUGUUUCUUUGGAAGCUCUUUUAAAUUUUUUUUUUAAUUUAUUUAAAUAGGUUAACCACAUUGCAGUCACAAUUAUUUGUAGAUUGAUUUUUCUUGGUUUGAAUUUAGAAUUUGUAAUGUAUAAAUAUAUAUAUUGUUUUGUAAAAUUUGAUUCAAAUGGUGUGUAUGUGAUAUCAUGGAUUACUCCUCAUCUCAUCAUAGAUUUCCAUUAUGUAUCGUUCUGCAUGGAUUCCGUGCCGUAUUAUUAUUUCAAUAACAUACCUAUGUCAAAAUUUUUACGAAUUUGGUAAAGUACAUUUAAAGUUGCCUAGUCGUGGCGGAGAAUGGACACCGUUAUCGUAGAUAAAUAUGGAAGACUAUUCUUAUGGUGAUGAUGCUUGCCUUCGGGUUGAUCCAUUGUUUUCCUUGAUAUCACGCAUCAUCGGAAACGAGUUGACUGGGACGGGCCAAGUAAAUUAACAUCGCAACUGUAAUGAGGACAACCUUCGUUCAUGAUUACGAUAUAGUAUACAAUUUUAUAAUGAUAAUCCAGUUGUAGGUUUGUUUAUAAACAACCUAUGUCGUUUGCUCUUUAAGCUUUAAUAUUAUUAUUUUCUACCACAUUUUUAUAAUUUUAAAGGCAAAGUAGGUACCACACUUAUAUUCCAUUACACUCAGUAAAUGAACAUAGAUAUUUAGGUUUUUUUUUAUUUUAUAAUAAUAUUUAUAUAUACAUAUACAUAAUAUACAUACACUAUUGUAUUAAGUAUAUGCCAUGCGGUUCUAAAACAUGGUUUAUAUAAUAUUACAUAAUUUUAAGUUAACUAUUCGUAUGGUUAAAGUGUUAAUAAUUCAUCAUCAUUGUUAACUAUUGGACAAAAAACUAUUCUUUAUAAUGUAAUCAUAUCAACCCUAAAAUCAUCCACUGCUGCUGUACAUAAGUCUUUAUCCUUAACUAUUAUGAAUAUCUAUUAUUUCUAUUCUCAUAAUGAUCAGUGUAACUGUUGAUAUUUAGCUAUUUACUUCUAAAAUAAAUUGUGUAAGCAUUGA
This is a messenger RNA of Galleria mellonella (greater wax moth), 4173 nucleotides long. It is a transcript of the gene Tsp97E, whose product is annotated as tetraspanin-13. Gene Ontology annotation, cellular component: membrane. The record is from RefSeq and is a predicted model, not a curated record. Bases 336 to 995 code for a protein of 219 amino acids. Lineage: Eukaryota; Metazoa; Arthropoda; Insecta; Lepidoptera; Pyralidae. The transcript is spliced from 7 exons.